Penicillium mononematosum is the source of this 576-nucleotide messenger RNA. RefSeq lists its product as uncharacterized. The record is from RefSeq and is a predicted model, not a curated record. The transcript is spliced from 2 exons. NCBI's taxonomy places the organism in Eukaryota, Fungi, Ascomycota, Eurotiomycetes, Eurotiales, Aspergillaceae. Bases 1 to 576 code for a protein of 191 amino acids.
AUGCGGUUCCUGCUCAGCAUUCUUAGUGCUGUGUCGCUCCUAAUUUCUGUCGCCAAUGCCUCCCUCUCGACUGACAUCCUAUAUUGGCCCUUGGGAUCGCCACAACCGUCCGUCCUCGCGCGUGUCUCCUACGACCCAGCCUCAUUGAAAUCGGACGUGGUCUCAUAUCACCCCCCAAAGGAUGACCAGACCGAUAAUCUAGUACGCGUCGGUCUCUACAUUUCAACCCCCACGAACAAAAAGCAAUGGGUCGGCAGUCUCGUGUCAUUGGCCUCUUUAACGGCCAGUGAACAACAACCAACAUUCCGCCUUCACCUCGGUCCGGCCAACGAAGUCUACACUGUCUCCCUAUCUGCAACGUCUGCCAGCGCUGAAGGUUCAACAUCUGGCCCUCGAAUUGACCUCGUCUCGAACGAACCCGGGACGCAGCCUCACCUGAACAGGCCAGUGAUUGUCGGGCCCGAUGGUCAAAACCCAGAGCAACCCGAAGAAAAGUCUCUUUUACAAAAGUACUGGUGGGUUCUUCUGAUCAUCACUUUCAUCAGCAUGUCCGGGGGUGGCGGAGAAGGACAGUGA